AAAGCCUUGCUUUCCUGUGAAAGUCACAGAUGUGCUGCGACUGCCAUGAACUCUCUAGACUACGAUGGCAGCACCGCUUUCCUGGGAGACUGGGGGCCUUUCCAAAGGACGGUGUUCACUCUUUUGUGUUUGAGCAUUAUUCCCAAUGGCUUCAGCGGGAUAUCCAUGGUGUUCAUUGGCGAUACACCCGCUCAUCACUGCCUCAUUCCCGCGGCUCUGAACAUCACUGAUGAAUGGAGAAACGCGUCUAUUCCUCUGGACGAGGAUUCUCAACUCACUAAAUGCUCAAGACACCGAGUGGACAUCGUGAAGAACUAUUCGGACAGAGGUUUGCUCCCGUGGGUGGAUGUGAAUGUCUCGUCUAUUCCUCGAGAAGCCUGUGUGGACGGCUGGGAGUAUGAUAAAGAAACAUACAUCUCCACCAUUGUUACAAAGUGGGAUUUGGUGUGUUCAGAUGACUGGAGAGCUCCAUUGACCACCUCACUCUUCUUCUGUGGUGUUUUGACUGGUUCUGUCAUCUCUGGACAGAUUUCUGACAGGUUUGGCAGGAAAAUAGUGCUGCUUGUUACCAUGGGGAUUCAGACGGUAUUCACCUUCAUUCAAGUCUUCUCCCCAUCUUGGUUGAUUUUUUGCUUGUUGUUUUUCAUUGUUGGAAUGGGCCAAAUUUCAAAUGAAGUUGCAGCAUUUGUUUUAGGAGUGGAAAUAUUGAGCCCAUCCAUUCGUGACCACUUCUCCACUCUUGGCGUGGGUCUUUCCUUUUCAAUUGGGUAUAUGAUUCUUCCACUGGCUGCCUACUUUCUGCGAGACUGGAGAAUGUUGCUGAUGGCCCUCACCGUCCCUGGAUUCUUUUACAUAGCCCUUUGGUGGUUUAUUCCAGAGUCUCCUCGAUGGUUGCUGUCUCAAGGGAGGGUUGACGAGGCCGAGGCAAUUCUGAGAAAGGCUGCCAAGAUGAACGGGGUUAAAGCCCCUGAUGUCAUUUUCCCCCUGCUUCAGUCAAGGGAAAAUGCUGGAAAGUUGCAGACCUACAGUCUCUGUGACCUGGUGAAGUCUUGCAACAUCUGCUGCAUAACUGUCCUGCUGUGCCUGGUUUGGUCGACUGUUUCGAUUGGAUACAGUGCCUUGUCUUUGAACACGUCCAGUCUGCAUGGUAACAUCUACUUGAACUGCCUCCUGUCAGCAGUAGUGGAAGUGCCUGCGCUCAUCGUGGCCUGGCUGAUGUUCCGUCACUGGCCACGCCGCCUCUGCUUGUCCUCCACCCUGUCAUUAGGAGGACUGGUUCUUCUCUUCAUACACCUCAUACCACAGCAUAUGAGCUCUGUUACCAUUUCUCUGGUAAUGCUGGGAAAGUUCGGCCUGACAGCAGCAUUUGCGAUUGUGUACCCAGUUAGUGCAGAGCUUUACCCCACCAUUCUGAGGAACACGGCUUUAGGAACCUGCUCCAUGGCAUCCAAAGUCAGCAGCAUUUCUGCACCAUACAUCCUCUACUCAGGAGGCUCUUUGCCGUACAUCUUAAUCGGCAGUCUGAAUGUUCUCUCCGGGUUGCUCAGCCUUCUGCUUCCGGAGAGUCUGGGAUCACCUUUACCAGAGACUAUCAGUCACAUGCAGAGAGUGGUUUGGUCUAAAAAAAGACAUUUUACCUACAGUCCAACCAACAGUAAAUGUGAAGAGGAGCAUGAGUCUGAAAACUUAUCCUCUCCACCAUCUGAGAGCACUUCAGCACAAGUUGAGUUUGAUCGGGAGCAAAUCUGACCAGCAGAGGGCAACUCAGACUUGCAGUGAACAGCGUUAGAUUUCUACACAUAUUUUUAUCUGAAUAUAAUGCCCAUGCAGUGUUUUUGGCUUUGCUGUGCUGCUGAAGACCUCAAGAGGGAUGAAUAUGUAUUUAUCUGGGUCAGACUGUUCAAGCAAACAGCGGGAUGAUUAAUAUACAACUCAUCCUCUUAUGGAACAUACCUAUGUGAAAUUAAGUUAUGUAAUCUGCACUUCACUGAUGAUUUUAAUUUCAGUCUUGAAAAUGAGAAGCCAAUGAUGCCUUGCAGUGCCCGCUAAAGAGGAAUAUAUGACAUUUUACAUGUAAUUUAAUGGGAAGAGACCUCAUGCAUGGUUUUCAUGAUGAAUGAUCUCUUGUCGUCCACUUGGAGAUGGUUUGGAUGAUAUGUGGUUGUGUCCACAGGUUAAUGAAUCAUACCAAUAGCAGGGGCUUCGGAUGUCUGAACAAAAACAGCAAGUAAAGAAAUCACAUGUGUAUAUUAGAUCUGUGUAUUAAAGUGAAAGCAGCCUACUGCUGUAUAUGCUGUUAAUGUGAAUCAAACAACAAAAGAAAAAACAAAAUUACUCACUGCUCUUGAUUGAAUAACUUUAGUAGCUUUAAUGAGAAUAUAUUACUUACUUGAAUGCUGAAGCUAAAUGCUCUGGCGCGUUCUUCACU
Molecule: messenger RNA, 2428 nt
Organism: Megalobrama amblycephala (Wuchang bream)
Lineage: Eukaryota; Metazoa; Chordata; Actinopteri; Cypriniformes; Xenocyprididae
Gene: slc22a21
Product: solute carrier family 22 member 21
Exons: 11
Coding region: 46-1749 (567 amino acids)
Biological process (GO): transmembrane transport
Cellular component (GO): membrane
Molecular function (GO): transmembrane transporter activity
Source: RefSeq, a predicted model, not a curated record